AGUAGCCUACUAACAAUCUUCAAAGAUUUAGUACGCGUUCCCAGAGCCCCUUCUAAUACCCUUGCUAAACCUUCUCAAACUACCCUACAGAUUUUACUGCUUUCAGUCGAAGCUUUGACAAUGGCUACCGUCAGAAAUCUGAAAAUCAAGACAUCAACUUGCAAGCGCAUACUGAAGGAGCUCCAUUCCUAUGAGAAAGAGGUGGAGAGAGAAACUGCCAAGACUGCUGAUAUGAAGGACAAAGGCGCCGAUCCCUAUGAUCUCAAGCAACAGGAAAAUGUGCUGGCUGAAUCCAGAAUGAUGGUUCCUGAUUGUCGCAAGCGCCUGGAAGCAGCAUUGGAUGACCUUAAAGGAGCUCUGGUUGAGUUAGAGGAGACAGACCAAAAAGACGGCCCCGAAUUUGAAGAAGCUCGAACCAUAAUAGCAGAUGUUGAGAAGUUGUUUGAAUCUUCGGAAGUUUAACUUACAUUGUCUUGUCCAUUAGACUGUUACACUACAUUUAUAACUUAGAGAACUCUUCCUGCUGCCUGAUAAGCUAUUGUCGUGCAAUCGUGUGGUAUGUUUUUGUGUUAUAAAACUUGACGGGAUGGAGCUCAUUUAUCAAAUUAUCAUGUGUUUAUCACUAAACCAUGACGCCAAAAUCAAUAUUGAACUUUGAGUUUUAUGA
Molecule: messenger RNA, 667 nt
Organism: Nicotiana attenuata
Lineage: Eukaryota; Viridiplantae; Streptophyta; Magnoliopsida; Solanales; Solanaceae
Product: tubulin-folding cofactor A
Exons: 3
Coding region: 121-462 (113 amino acids)
Biological process (GO): post-chaperonin tubulin folding pathway; tubulin complex assembly
Cellular component (GO): cytosol; microtubule cytoskeleton
Molecular function (GO): beta-tubulin binding
Source: RefSeq, a predicted model, not a curated record